GAGGACCAUAACAGCAGCAACUCCUCCUUUGACGUCUGACUCCUGUGAGACAGACUGAAUAAAAAGUUAGGCUGCAAAAGCUUCCACAUGAAGGUUUCCCUAAUUCUUAAAGUUCCUAGAGUUCCACAUCUCAGAAUGUCCUACACCAGUGGUGAAGAAAACCUGGAAUCUGUUGGGUUUCUGGAGAAACUCCCAAAUGGAAGCGCAGCUCUGCAGGAAGAGGGAGGAGGAGAAAGGAUGGAGAGAAAACAGGAAGUGCUUCCUUCUGGAGACCCAGGAGGAACUGGUCAGGAGGAAAAUGCAAAAACAUGCAACCAGGUAGAAAAGAAAGAAGAGGGAGACAUUAUCCACACUGAGGAUGAGGAGAUCAAGAAGCAGCUUCCUUCCUCCUCCAGUAUUUCUCCUUCACCACAGGAGGAGGAAGUUAGAGGAAAGGAGGAGAACAAUGUAGAAGAACAGGAUAAGAUGACAGGAGAUGAGGGUCCCUGUUCCUCCCCUGCAUCUCCUCCAGGAGAAGCAGGACUUGAUGGUGUUGAUGAUAAAGAGGAGGAGCAACUGGAAUAUGAGGUGGUGCUGUCAGCAGUGAAGCUGCAGGAGGAGUCCAAAGAGCUCUCAAAUCUUAAAACAAGUGCCUCUUUUGAACCAGAACCUCCUGCAGAGGAGAGUCAUCCAAAAGCUCCUGCAGAGGAGAACCAACCAGAAGCUCCUGCAAAGGAGAACCAAUCAGAACCUCCUGCAGAGAAGAGUCAUCCAGAAGCUCCUGCAGAGGAGAACCAAUCAGAACCUCCUGCAGAGAAGAGUCAUCCAGAAGCUCCUGCAGAGGAGAACCAAUCAGAACCUCCUGCAGAGGAGAGUUAUCCAGAAGCUCCUCCAGAGGAGAAUCAUCGAGAAGCUCUGGAGAACAAACCAGAACCUCCUGCAGAGGAGAGAAAUACAGAACUUCCUGAAGGAAAGAACCAACCAGAACUUCCUGCACCUCCUUCCACAACUGACGAGGAGUUCCCUGGCAACAAAACAAAUGCCUCUCCUGUGGAUUUUCCCUCUAAAACCUCAGCGUCUCCUGCAGGUGCUCUUCCAAAUCGUAACGCAAAGGCCUCCUCUUCUCCUCUCAGAAGAUCAGGCGUUCCUCCUCCCCUCAACAAAGGUAAAGCAGCUGUGAAGGCGACAGUUGAUGAAGCUGUGAAGGUCUCUAGGACAGCAGGGGGCAGCAUAGCUGCAAAGAUGAUCUCAGCCAAGAGUACAGAGUCCAUGGACGGCGUCAACAGUCCAGGAAGUCGCUCACCUGCCAGCAGAUCAUCCACCCCCAACCGAGAUGUGAAAAAGGUGGCUGUUGUCCGGACCCCUCCCAGGUCUCCUGGUUCUGCCCGUGGUCGAACACCUCCCACCUCCCAUCCUAUGCCUGACCUUAGCAGUGUGAAGUCCAAAGUGGGAUCCACAGAGAACCUGAAGCACUCACCGGGAGGGGGAAAGGUUCAAAUUGUCCACAAGAAGCUGGAUUUAAGUAACGUGACAUCAAAGUGUGGCUCUAAGGAAAACCUCCACCACAAACCAGGUGGAGGGAAGGUGGAGAUCAAGUCUGAGAAGGUGGAUUUCAAAACUGUUCAGUCCAAAGUUGGUUCUCUGGAAAAUGUCACCCACACUCCAGGAGGAGGGAAGAAGAAGAUUGAGAGUCAUAAGCUGAUGUUCAGAGAGAAUGCUAAAGCUCGGACUGACCAUGGUGCUGAAAUCGUCGUUCAGGAGGACUCUUCCCCCCGUCGCCUUAGCAACACUUCCUCCCGUGGAAGUGUCAAUGCUGAUGAAGCUCCGCCCCUCGAUACUCUGGCCGACCAGGUGUCUGCAUCCCUCGCCAAACAAGGCCUGUGAUUGGACCAGCUCUGUGCCUGCAACUCCCCCACCUUCUUUGUUACCAAGGAAACCAACAGACUGCAGAAACAAAAUAUUUCUAACUCCAUGUUAUAAAGACACGCUGUGAUUGGAGAGACUUUAUGAAUCAGAGUGAACAGCAGCCAGUCAGAGUUCAGCCAGCCAGGUGACUCAGGUAGUCUGUUCCCUCCAUCUUCACCUGGUUUUACUUGUUCCUGCCACUGCCUCAGGUGUCACCUGGGGUGUUUGUUUGAAGCACGCUUCAUGACGCAGACCCCAGGUGACCAAUAGAGGCAAUAUGGAGACCAAAUGUUAGAUUCAGAUGAUCAAGAAGACCUUCACCAGAGUCAGGCAGAGAAGAUCAGAGAGGAAUUAUCCCAGAUUUUAGGAUUAAUUCAAUGAAACCGGGACAUAUUUGCCUUUUAAAUCAGAUUGACCUCAGACACGUUCAGAGUCGACCCUUUUAUAAAGAAAGAUCUUGAAGGUAACAUCCAUGAAUAGAAGGAAAACCAGAGAUUAGGACCUGAAAAGAACCACUGCUGGUGUCCAGAGCAAAUAAGCUGCUCCUCCCAAUCAGGUGACUCUGAUAAAAUCUCUCCAAUCACAGACGACCUCUCGCUGAUGUCAUCUCUCUUAGCCACUUACCAUCCUCUCAGUUUUGAACGUGACUGUGCAGUUGGCCCCUCCCCACAUAAUUACCCAGAAUGCCGUUUGAUACCAGGUGCCAAACUGCUGCUCUGUCUGUGCCUGUCAGCUGUCCAAGUGCUUUGGAACAAUAAAGUUUCUCUUAGCUCGAAA
Gambusia affinis (western mosquitofish) is the source of this 2661-nucleotide messenger RNA. It is a transcript of the gene maptb, whose product is annotated as microtubule-associated protein tau b. Gene Ontology annotation, cellular component: neuron projection. NCBI's taxonomy places the organism in Eukaryota, Metazoa, Chordata, Actinopteri, Cyprinodontiformes, Poeciliidae. Bases 88 to 1863 code for a protein of 591 amino acids. Gene Ontology annotation, molecular function: microtubule binding. The transcript has 10 exons. Gene Ontology annotation, biological process: neuron projection development; microtubule cytoskeleton organization. The record is from RefSeq and is a predicted model, not a curated record.